AUGGAAUUGCUGCUUCUGGAAGGUCAUGAUGUAGAGGGUUUAACACCAUUGGGGUCAGAUGUUGUUCCAUGUAAUCUAGGAGAUGAUAGGGUGUGUGAUUGGGAUGUGCCGGGAGUAUGGAAUGAUAACGAAGAUGAAAGUGGUGAAUCAUAUGACCCGUUGGCAKAGUCUGAAGAAGGACACUCUCAAGCAGAAUAUGGGAACGAAGAGCAUGACGAUGCGCUUGAUGAUGAGCUUGAGYCUGAUGUCGAACAAGUGCACACUGAGAUUCGCAGGGAUGAAGAAGCRGUCCGGSCACCGGGAUGUAAUGGUCUCACCGGAGACCCUAAUGAUGAGAAAUUGCAACUCAUAGUACAGUCUUCUGGGACAAAUGAUGUUAAUGAGGGCGAUGUAUUUGAUAAUAAGAAGGAGUUGAGUUUGAAAAUGCAUUUAGUUGCAAUGCGGAAGAAUUUUCAGUUUAAAGUAAAGAAGUCAACGCCGAAGCUAUAUAUACUGCGGUGCGUUCAUGCUGAUUGCACGUGGAGACUUCGAGCUACCAAGCUAAAGGAAUGCACUUUGUUCAAGAUAAAAAAAUAUUGUGCCACCCAUACGUGCUAUGGUGGAGCUUUAAAACAUGAUCAUAGGCAAGCCAAAAGUUGGGUGGUUGGACAUCUUGUGCAAGAGAAGUUCACAGACGUCUCCCGCACGUAUAGACCGAAGGACAUUAUACAAGACAUGAGGAAGGAGUAUGGUGUCAAUUUAAGUUAUGAUAGAGCAUGGCGUUCUAGUGAAGAAGCACUCCGACUUAUUAGAGGUGAUCCAGCAUCGUCAUAUGGUCUACUUCCAGCUUAUGGUAAAGCUUUGAAAAUCAUGAACCCAGGUACUAUUUUUGAAUUAGAACUAGAAGGUGGCAAAUAUUUCAAAUAUGUAUUUAUGACAUUGGGUCAAUCAAUUCGAGGUUUUCUGGAUUGUAUUAGACCAGUGUUGGUUGUUGACGGGGCCCACCUAAAAGGGAAGUUCAGAGGGGUAUUGUUUUCAGCUUCUGGUGUCGAUGCGAAUAACCAGAUUUACCCGGUAGCAUUUGCGAUUGUCGACGGUGAGACGGUAGCAUCAUGGGUGUGGUUUAUGACUCAAAUAAAACGUGUGCUCGCUGGAGUUGAUAAUUUGGUUUUCGUUUCUGAUAGACAUCAAGCCAUUUGCAAGACAAUCGACAAGGUAUUUCCUGCUGCAUUUCAUUGCUUUUGUAUACAGCAUAUCAAGGUCAACGUGUGA
Molecule: messenger RNA, 1251 nt
Organism: Momordica charantia (bitter melon)
Lineage: Eukaryota; Viridiplantae; Streptophyta; Magnoliopsida; Cucurbitales; Cucurbitaceae
Source: RefSeq, a predicted model, not a curated record